AUGGAAACAACAAGCCAAGUGAGCAAAGAAGAAGAAGAAGAAGAAGUGAAAGGGGUAGUGGUUCAAGAAGAAGAAGCUCACCCUUAUGCCUUUCAUGUCUCUGGCCCUCGCAAUUUGACUACCCUUAACUGGAGAGACCUUAUCAGUUCUAGCUGGAAGGAUGCAAAUUAUAAAAGAACUGUCAUUGCAUGCUUUAUACAAGCUGUUUACUUGCUUGAACUUGAUAGACAAGAGAAUCGAACACAAGAAAAUGCUCUUGCUCCAAAUUGGUGGAUUCCCUUCAAGUACAAGCUCACACAAACAUUGAUUGAUGAAAGAGAUGGAUCCAUUUUUGGUGCAAUACUUGAAUGGGAUAGAUCUGCAGCAAUGGCUGACUUAGUAUUAAUUAGACCAAGUGGUGCCCCAAGAGCUGUUUUAGCAUUAAGGGGAACAGUACUCAAGAGCCCCACAAUGAGAAGAGAUAUUGAAGAUGACCUUCGUUUUCUUGCAUGGGAAAGCUUAAAGGGUUCUGUGAGGUUUAAGGUAGCUUUGAAUGUUCUAAAAUCUGUUUCUGACACAUAUGGAAGCAGUAAUGUUUGUAUUGCAGGGCAUUCCUUAGGAGCUGGUUUUGCUCUUCAAGUGGGAAAGGCAUUAGCAAAAGAAGGCAUUUAUGUGGAGACACAUUUAUUUAAUCCACCUUCUGUUUCAAUAGCUAUGAGUCUCAGAAAUAUUGGAGAAAAAGCUGAAUUGGUUUGGAAGAGACUUAAAGCUAUGUUUCCUUCUAGUGAUGGUGAUGAAGCUCAAGCAAGCAAUGAUGGGGACAAGAGUUUGAGCAAUAUAGGACUCAAGAGUUGGAUACCUAGAUUACCUAGCUUGAAGAAUGGUGGUUUUGGGGUGGGAAAAUGGGUUCCUCAUUUGUAUGUAAACAACAGUGACUAUAUUUGUUGCUCUUAUACUCAACCUGAUGGUUCAGAAGAUAAAGGUGUUGCUGACAAGGAAAAUGUUGCUCCAACAAAUGAGCAACAUUUUGCAGCAAAGUUGUUUGUUGUCACAAAGGAAAAGCAGAAGUUUCAUGAAGCUCAUGGGUUGGAACAAUGGUGGUCAAGUGAUGCACAACUUCAGCAGGCUAUACAUAAUAGCAAACUCAUAAGCAGGCAACUUAAAUCUUUAUAUACUACAAGUGGUUCUUCUUCUCAAGUUAUGCAGGGGAAGCCUCGAUAA
Gastrolobium bilobum is the source of this 1200-nucleotide messenger RNA. Its product is annotated as GDSL esterase/lipase At4g10955-like. NCBI's taxonomy places the organism in Eukaryota, Viridiplantae, Streptophyta, Magnoliopsida, Fabales, Fabaceae. The record is from RefSeq and is a predicted model, not a curated record. The transcript has 2 exons. The coding region runs from base 1 to 1200 and encodes 399 amino acids.